AUGAAAAGUACCAUUCGGAAUUCAAAACCAGUCCCACCUUUUUGCAUUCGGGUGAAACUGGGAGCAAAACAGGCCAAUGUGAUCCUUGAUCCUUCCCAUGAGAGCUUUUCGAGUUUUCAUUUGCAUUACACAUUAAAUUUCACUCCUGAACAACGUCUAUUUGUUAAGAUUAUUGCAUUGGAAGAUGAAGAAACCAAAGUGCGGAUCAAUUUCCACAAUGACAAGGACAUUCCGAUGGGAACUAUUCUCACCAAGGAGCAAAUGAUUCAUGAUUUACGUCCCAAUAAGAAUUAUCUUGUCAUCAUUCAGGACACUAGGACUGUCACUGAGAAGGAUCUCACACAGGAUGAGCUUAAAGAAAUUCGAAGAGUAUUCGACGAAAUGGAUAAGGAUAAGAGUGGAAGUAUCUCAUUUCAGGAGGUCAAACAAUUCUACAAGCAAGAAAUGGAAUUGAGCAUGAGGAUUGCAAGGAAGGUUUGCGAUCAAAAGAUUCAAAAGCAAGCCCUUCGAAAGGAAAUUUUCGAAAAGGAAUAUGUAAGAGAGUGUCAAUUCUUUGAGACAAUUAUGAAUUCGAAUAUUUCUCAAUUCAUGCAACAAGAUACAGACAACAAUCAGGUGGUGACUUGGGAAGAGUUUUUAAGGCAUCAAGCCAAGGUAAAAGUUUCCCAGAGAAAAUUAGUCAAUGUGUAA
This is a messenger RNA of Naegleria fowleri, 690 nucleotides long. RefSeq lists its product as uncharacterized. The transcript has 3 exons. NCBI's taxonomy places the organism in Eukaryota, Heterolobosea, Eutetramitea, Acrasida, Naegleriidae. Gene Ontology annotation, molecular function: calcium ion binding. The record is from RefSeq and is a predicted model, not a curated record. The coding region runs from base 1 to 690 and encodes 229 amino acids.